CAAUCAGAACGCGCCAUUUCUGAGGGGGACUUUUUCGCGCGUGCAGUAAAGUUGCUGAACGCUGACAGACUGUUAGCUUUAUAUGAAAGAGUAGUAGUGUACAGCCAGGAACGUCUCAAAAAUUAAAGUGCCGAGAAGGUGGUGCAAGCUAUCUUUAUUUGGAUAAAGCGCCGCCAUCGUCUCCUCAGCGGGACAUGAAAAAACCGAACAACAUGGUGCUGGCAGAAUCUGACCUGGACAGUUUGAGUCCUGAGGAGCCAGAUGAUGUUUCAGGAUCUGAUGAAAAUUUUGAACCUGUCAUGAAAAAUACAAAGAGGAAACAGGGACCGGCUCUGGAAGCAACACCUUCUAAACGGAGUAGACGGAGAGCAGACAGCAGCACCUCCAGUUCCCCACUCACACACACACCUGGAGCUUCUCGCACACCAAAACACACACUCGCCCCACAGCCUGAGACGGAUGGAACAGAAAGGAGAAAGAGGGGGAGCAUGUUUGAGGCUGUGAGAUCAGGACGCUCUGCACUGGUGACGGUGGUUGAUGAUUGGCUGGAUGACUAUAAACAGAAUCGGGAGGAGGGUUUUCUAGAGCUCAUUAAUUUUGUUGUUGAGUGCUGCGGCUGUAAAGGAAUCGUAACAAGGGAGAUGUUUGACGUCAUGCAGAAUGCUGAUAUCAUCAGUCACCUGACCAAAGAGUUUAAUGAGGACUCAGUAAGUUACCCCCUGGCAGCAGGGGGGUCUCAGGGCCGACGUUUUCGCGAUGGACUGUGUGAGUUUGUGUAUCAGCUGGUGCAGCGCUGCAGAAACAGUCUGCUCUAUGAUGAGUUUGUGUUCUCAGCACUGAUUGCCUUCCUCACGGGGCUCGCUGAUUCGCAGGUCCGAGCCUUCAGACACACCAGCACGCUCACUGCCAUGCGUCUGAUGUCUGCUAUAGUGGCAGUGUCUGCUGUGGUGUCUGCUCAGGCUGACACAACACAAAGACGCUAUCAGCUGGAGAAAAACAAGAGUGCUGCACACAGAGCAACUGAGAGACUGGAAGAGCUCCAGAACUCCUACAAUGAGCUGUUGGAGCAGCAGGAGGAGUUGCGCUCUCUGAUGAACGGGAUCUUUAAAGGAGUGUUUGUUCAUCGGUAUAGGGACAAAGUUUCGGAGAUCCGUGCUGUGUGUAUGGAGGAGUUGGGGGUGUGGCUUAGAGAAAACCCUGCCUCCUUCCUUAAUGAUGGACACCUCAAAUACCUGGGCUGGAUGCUGCAUGACAAGCAAGCUAGUGUUCGCUUGCGGUGUGUGUUGUCCCUUCAGAAACUGUAUGAGGAGAAAAGUUUCAUCGGCCGCCUGGAACUCUUUACCAGCCGCUUUAAGGAGAGGUUGUUGAACAUGGUGCUGGACAAAGACCCUGAUGUUGCUGUGGAGGCGGUCAGACUGCUGCUGAUCAUUAAGCAGAAGACGGAGGAUGGUCUGUCUGAGGAGGAGUGUAUGCGUGUGUAUCCACUAGUGUUUGCUGCACAUAGAGGACUCGCUUCUGCAGCUGGAGAGUUUUUGUACUAUGUGCUGUGUACUGAGGUGGAUCGUCUACUAGAAGAAGGGGAGAUAGAGAGGCGCAAUGUCACGUUCCUCAACCUGCUCACAUGCUUCUUUAUUCAGAGCAAGUAUCAUGAACAUGCUUCGUACCUGGUGGACAGCCUCUGGGGUGUGGCGGUGUCGGAACUUAGAGAUUGGGAGACAAUGACAUCACUGCUGCUUCAGGAGAAUGGGGAGGAGAAAGGGCUGAAUGAUGAUGAAGAGGCCGCUCUGAUUGAGCUGAUGAUGUGUGCAGUCAGACAGGCAACAGAGGGAACUCCACCUACAGCUCGGCUCCUCGGGAAGAAGAAUUUGAAAAGCAGAAAGCAACAAACUCUGGAGAGGAAACGCAUCACCAAUCACUUCAUACCACUGCUGCCUCAGUUACUCACUAAGUUUUCUGCAGAUGUGGAUAAAGUGGUGUGUUUGCUCAAAGCUCCUCUGCAUUUUGAUCUUGAGGCUUAUGGCAGCACAGGCCGUCUGGAGAAGUAUUUGGAGCUGUUGUUAUCUCAGGUGUGUGAGAUUGUGGAGAAGCAUCAUGAAGAGUGUGUGCUGGAGGCGUGUGUGCGUGUGUUGUGUGUGUUGUGCUGUGAUCAAUACACGUUCUCUGUGCGUGCUGAAAGAGUUGUCAGUCAGCUACUUGACUCAAUGCUGGAGAGAUUUAACACACACCUCGCCGAUGUACUGCAGGGCACAGCUGAUGAGGACGAUGUGUACAGUGCUGUGACUUCCCUGAAGAGAUUGGCCGUUUUCAGCAGUGCAAGAGAUCUGACUGUGCUGAAGCUAUUUGAGCCAUGCUUCCUUCUGUUGAAGACUGGAGUGGAGUCCAGAGAGGUGGACAAGGAGUUGAUGUUGUGUGCAAUGAAGUGCGCUGCUUUCCACUUGCUGUGGGCGAGAGUGAAGAUCUCACAGACACCUCAACCUGAGAAGGCAGAGGUGAAAAAUUUGUUGAAGCAGGUUCGUUCGUUUUAUGUGGUGUGCCAGAGCUGUCUUUCUAUGAGCAACAGUCUUAUCAGGAACCAGGCCUUUGAAUGUGUGUGUGAUGUGUUGGUGGUGUUAGGACAGGGCAAAAGCAGAAAUGCUGAUGCUCAGAGUGUGUUCGUUUCUCCUGAUGACACACUCAGGGCUGAGAUGGCCUCGUUCCUAAUUGAUUACGUAUUCUCUGACGCUGAGGAUGAGGACACAGGUGUGGAUGAGGAAGAGGAGCUGAAAAUCAUUGCUCUCCAGCGCAGAAGGAAUCAGCUGGCAGGUUACUGCAAACUUAUCAUUUAUGGAGUGUUGGAGCUCAGAGCAGCAGCUGAUGUCUUCAAACACUACAGCAAGUUCUACAGAGAUUUUGGUGAUAUAAUUAAGGAGACUCUGAGUAAGUCUAAGAUUAUGAGCCCAGUGGAGAGUGCAAGGACAAUCUGCCUCAGCCUGCAGCAGCUGUAUUCUUCAUUAGGUGAUGAGGCUCAUGAUGAAGAGAUGAGGGACAUCAGAGAUGUGGCUAAGAAACUGGCUAUGAGCUUUGGCAUUAAUCUACAGCACAUCCGCAAACCACUCAUCGCCCUGCACCAGGAUGGUAUCCGGUUUGCGCUGAGAGAAGAUGAUGAAAGUGAUCAUCCCAAUCUAAGCUUUCUGGAGAUCCUCAGUGAAUUCAGCCACAAACUCAUUAAGCAGGACAGGACACAGCUAUUGGAUUAUCUGCACAGUGUGAGUGAGAGUGCGAGUGUGAGUGUAAACACUGCGUGUGUGAGCAUGUAUGAGCGCUCACUGCGUUCUGGAUCCAGAGAGACUCCUGCUGUCUCUCCCCCACACACACCAGCCAAGAGACGCAGAACCACUGAGAGGUCAGUCAGUAGCGGUUUGGACACUCCUGCUCUCACCUCCACGGUUAUACAGAGCCGAGUAGCGCACGCACAUCAACAACCUCGAUCACCAUCAACAGAAUUCAGCUCAGAUCAGCCAUCAGAGGAUGACUUUGUAGAGGGGAGUAUACAGAGGAAGCUGAUGCCUAGCAGGAGGGAGCAGGAGAGUUCUGAACACAGUGAUGUACAAUCUCAGCUCCAUAUGCUCUCUCUGAUUGAGGAGGAUUUUGAGGAGGAGGAGGAACCUGACAUAGAGGACUAUGAUGAAGACUCAGACGGGGUUGGUGCUGUAUCUCUGCCAUCAACACGCCACUCCACCAGUUUCCUAGAAGACCUGUUUGAGUGAGAAAUGCACACACACACUGCUUAACUUUGUGACCACAGGUGUUUGUUGAUGUUAAUUCUGUUUGAGUGUUAAUGUUUAUGAAAGUUGUUCAAAGCAGAUAUGUACAGAUGUACAAGUUUAUUCAUUGUACACUAUAAUAACUGUAUGGUCAUUUGGUUAAUAAAUUGCAUUACAACUAAAAUAAAGACUGAAAAAUAAAGUCUAAUCAGUGGCACAGAUCCUGAAGUCCAGUCUUCACAAUGGACACAAAGCACCACCUCUUCUUGCAUGUCGAAAAACCACUUCAGAAACAUGUCCGGUGUGGACUGGCCUUGAGAAGAACAGUACAUUGGCUCUGUGUCAGUAUGGAGUUCUUCUGGGUUCAGGUCCAGGAUAAACCUGUUGAAAAGGUGACCGUAGUAAUUAAAUACUGAAGCAUCCUGAUCGGGUGCUCAACAGUGUCUAUGUCAGUGCUGGAAUUUGUUUUGAUUUCUUGCUGGUAUUAAAAAGAUAAUGUCA
Pangasianodon hypophthalmus (striped catfish) is the source of this 4244-nucleotide messenger RNA. RefSeq names its product cohesin subunit SA-1 (gene stag3). Gene Ontology annotation, biological process: sister chromatid cohesion. The transcript is spliced from 32 exons. NCBI's taxonomy places the organism in Eukaryota, Metazoa, Chordata, Actinopteri, Siluriformes, Pangasiidae. Bases 195 to 3746 code for a protein of 1183 amino acids. Gene Ontology annotation, molecular function: chromatin binding. Gene Ontology annotation, cellular component: nucleus; chromatin; cohesin complex. The record is from RefSeq and is a predicted model, not a curated record.